AUUUGGGGACCGAAAUGAGCUUUAUUCAAACAAAAUUAGAGUAAAAUCUUUAAAGUUAAACCCUUCUCCUACCUCCUUAACACCCACAACUUAACCCAAGAAGCAAUGUCCUCCCUGUACCGUCGUCUACGUACAGUCUUCAACACUUCCACAAAAACCACCACCACUCCUUCCACCAUCAAAGCUAAAGAAACCAAGCUCCAAAAAUGGGUAGACAACUUCAAAAAAUCCUCCGAAAACCCCGAGUUUCGCAGCCAGUAUAAAAUGUAUUACGCCCUUGUUCGCCGCCUGGCGACUUCCAAGAAGCUUUCCAUGGUCGAAGACUUCAUUGAACAUCAAAAGAAGUUCGAAGAUAUUACCAACGAGCAAUUUGUUAUUCGUCUGAUCUCUAUGUAUGGGAAAGCUGGAAUGUUUGAUCAUGCACACAAACUGUUCGAUGAAAUGCCGCAGUUGAACUGCACGCGGAGUAUUCGAUCCUUUAACGCGCUGUUGUCGGCUAGUAUCGACGCGGGGAAGUUUGAUAAUGUUCAUGAAAUGAUUAGGGAUUUGCCGCCUAAGUUAGGGGUAAGUCCUGAUGUGGUUUCGUAUAAUACGGUUAUUAAGGGUUAUGUCGAAAAGGGUAAUCUUGAUUCGGGUGUUUUGAUGCUCGAUGAGAUGGAAAAGAUGGGAAUUGAGCCGGAUUUGGUUACGUUCAACACGCUUUUGAACGGGUUUUACGGGAAUGGGAGGUUCUCUGAUGGAGAAAAGAUAUGGGGUUUAAUGGAAAGUAAGAAUGUUAUUCCGAAUGUUCGGAGUUUUAAUUCAAGGUUACGCGGAUUGGUGGUGGAGAAUAGAGUGGCGGAUGCUGUCGAGUUGUUGGGAGAAAUGGAGAGCAAGGGAGUUAAGCCGGAUGUUAUUAGUUAUAAUGCGGUGCUGAAAGGGUUUUGCAAUGAUGAGAAUGUUGAGGAAGCGAAAACUUGGUACAGGAAACUCGGAGAAAAUGGUUACGAGCCUGAUAGGGUUACGUACGUGACGCUCAUUACGUUUCUUCGUAAGAAGGGUGACCUCGACAUGGCCCGUGAGUUGUGUAUUGAGAUUUUGAAUAAGGGUUGGCUUGUGAAUGCAACUUUGUUUCAGCAUGUGGUUAAUGAGCUUGUUAAGCUAUCAAGGGUUGAAGAAGCUAAGGAUAUUGUGGAAUUGGGGAAGUCAAAUAAGCAUUCUUAUAAAUUGAGUCUGCCUUUAGAUAAGUAGGUUAAUUUUCUGCUGUUCUUCUGUUUUAAGUGUUGAAUUUUUUAGUAGUCUAAUCAGAAGUUCAAAAUGCUGAUCUCCUAUACUGAGUUUAUAAAACAUUUUAGCUCGUGAAGGCAUUUUUUU
Molecule: messenger RNA, 1353 nt
Organism: Mercurialis annua (annual mercury)
Lineage: Eukaryota; Viridiplantae; Streptophyta; Magnoliopsida; Malpighiales; Euphorbiaceae
Product: pentatricopeptide repeat-containing protein At1g55890, mitochondrial-like
Exons: 1
Coding region: 106-1230 (374 amino acids)
Cellular component (GO): chloroplast
Molecular function (GO): protein binding
Source: RefSeq, a predicted model, not a curated record